This is a messenger RNA of Dunckerocampus dactyliophorus (ringed pipefish), 926 nucleotides long. It is a transcript of the gene pde6gb, whose product is annotated as phosphodiesterase 6G, cGMP-specific, rod, gamma, paralog b. Gene Ontology annotation, molecular function: cGMP binding; 3',5'-cyclic-nucleotide phosphodiesterase activity. Gene Ontology annotation, biological process: visual perception; positive regulation of G protein-coupled receptor signaling pathway; positive regulation of epidermal growth factor receptor signaling pathway. The transcript has 4 exons. Lineage: Eukaryota; Metazoa; Chordata; Actinopteri; Syngnathiformes; Syngnathidae. The record is from RefSeq and is a predicted model, not a curated record. Gene Ontology annotation, cellular component: photoreceptor outer segment membrane. The coding region runs from base 200 to 463 and encodes 87 amino acids.
UAGAACACCCUUCCCAAAACACGCGGACGUCUGAGGAGGAGGCGUUACUGUGUUAAUCCUGUGCAGGGGUUCAGCGUAUAAGAGGGGCCCUCAGCCCCCGCUGGCCACUCAUCUGCUGCGCUCACACCCUCUCGUCUGGCUGUUCUUCGGCAAGCAGCCGGUGUCAUCGCCACCACGACAGCACGCAGAUAUCACUGACAUGAAUCUGGAAGCGCCCAAAGCUGAGAUCAAAUCGGCCACCCGGGUCAGCGGCGGCCCUGCCACCCCACGCAAAGGACCCCCCAAGUUCAAGCAGAGGCAGACCCGCCAGUUCAAGAGCAAGCCUCCCAAGAAGGGAGUGCAGGGUUUUGGUGAUGAUAUCCCGGGAAUGGAGGGCUUAGGAACCGACAUCACAGUCAUUUGCCCCUGGGAGGCCUUCAAUCACCUGGAGCUGCACGAGCUGGCCCAGUAUGGCAUCAUCUGAGGCGGAAAUCUUCCCCGCAACACUGAACUGUGACAAAAAACAUUUCCAAAAAAAACGUCCCCCUUUGCUCGUCAUGGACUCCACAGGAAACGUAACCAAGCCAGGCAGCCUCGUGCUGAGUUUAACCCGCUCAAUGGUGUCGCUUAAAGGUGGAUUCCGCAGAGACGGGCCACUGCUGAGCGCCCAAAUCACUCCUUUCCUUCCAGCCUGAAGGAACCAAAACACCUGGAAGUCUCUUUGUUAAAGUAGAAAAAUACAUUCCAGGAAAUGUGCAUUGCUAAUGUGUCGUGUGUUUGCUGUGUCAUUGUAAUCCAUCCUGCGUAAAUGUCUCACCCUGUCUUUUUCUUGAUGUUGUUUGUGUCAUUUCGUUAUUGUACCUUUUCAUCCAUCGUAUCAUGUUUAUGUUCUAACACUCAUCUUGUGUCACUUGAACAUUAAAAUCUUCCAAGUGUAACUCGCACAA